Durusdinium trenchii is the source of this 1147-nucleotide messenger RNA. Lineage: Eukaryota; Dinophyceae; Suessiales; Symbiodiniaceae. The record is from the annotation of a GenBank genome assembly.
CGUGGAACGCCGGUCCUACGCGGCAAGUAACAACCGUGCUGCUGGGUCAUGACCGAUGGGCGUGCCAUGUCUUCGCUCGACCAGAUGGGCUUUUGGGCGAACUACGUCAAAGCCAAUGUCGAUGGCCUACUGGAGAGCUAUGGCAUCACAUCGCUGGUGCAACUGCAGGUGGCAAUGGCCUUUGGCACUGUCGUGCUGGUCGCCUUCGACCACUGGCGUUUGAAGCGACGCACCGAGAAGCAGCUCAGAGCGGCUGGGCUCUGGCCUGAGGAGGAGACUAAAACUCCAAAGAAGGCCACAGCAGCAGGCGAAGAGAACAUGAUGUCCUCGGGAGUGCUGAGGGCACGGGAGAAGCAGCCUGCACCAGAGAAGGUGGUGCAACCUGCAGAGCAGAAGGCCAUCCAGGAGAUGGCGAGGCAGUUGCUACAGCAAAUGGAUCAACAGGAGGCGCUUCCGAUAUCCGCUCGCCCUAGAAAUUUCGUGGAGAUCAAAAGACCCAAGCCGAGCUGCCCAAGAAACGCGUCAUUGUAGUUGUGCGCACUGCAAACUUGCCACUAUCAUUCAAGGAUGCGAGACUCUGUGAGACCACCCCUUUCCUUCGCUAGACUCGAGGAACUGAACUGGCGUGCAGAAACUAGGAGCCAUUCCUCAUCACCCCCAAACAGGAUAUUGUUGAUUCUGUGUUUUUGGAGGGUUGUGAGGCAAGCUGGGAGAGCUCCAAUGCAGAGGAGGAAGAUGAAGAAGAAGAGGAGGAAGAAGAGGAAGAGGAGGAAGAGGAGGAAGAGGAGGAAGAGGAGGAAGACGAGGAAGAGGAUCGGGCGGAGGAAAUUGAUGAUGAGAGAACAAAGGGAUGAUCCCCUGGAAGAGACUGCCACUGUCAAAGCAGUCUUGAGGGAGCCAAGUCCAAAAUGUGUGAUGGAUAGUUUGUAGGGGCAAACGGAAGACAAGGAACAAAGCACGUGCCGGAAGUGGCUGGUGAAGCGGCUGGUGAAGCAUUUGCGCUGCAAUUGUUUUUGGACAGCUCCUUGUACAUAUACUGAAGCAACCAAUUUUGGAGGGUUGAUCAUAAUUAAUCGAAUUCCAUUUAUUAAAUAUAUUACCAACAACGACACCCUCCAAAUUCAUCAUUGUAAAAAAUGCAUUCGAC